AUGGAUGGGGAUCAAUAUUGUAAUAUCACCUAUAGAAAAAAACAAACUCCAAAAUUAAAUGUUAGCUUGACAGAGGAGACAGCUGUAGAUAUUGAAAAUAGUUCAUUACUAGAUUCAUCAGUGAACAGUUUACCUGCCACUUCAAAAAAGGAUUAUACUUUACUUGAAGAAUACGAAGAAAUUAUUUCUACAUUAAAAUUAAGGUUAGCUUCAGCUAAUGAAGAGAUUGAAAAUUUGAAUUUACAAAAUAUACAAUUAAAGAUGAGUGUUGAAAAAUCAUCAAAAGUGAUAGCAUUGUAUAAGAAGAUUGGCAUUACGGAAAACUUGUUGAAUGCUGUUUCUACUCCGGUUAUACGAAAGGUUAAAAAAGUAUUUUCCUGUGUAUAUCCAGUAUCACCUAGGCACAGCAUUCCAGAAACAAAUGAAAUUUCAACGCAAACAACAGGAAUUUCUAUGACGAAACAUCUUGGAAAGCCUUUCUCAUUUAAAACAUGUAAACAACAAAUCAAAAAGCGACGAAGAAAAAUAAAUUAUUUAACUCAUAAAAUUUCGAUAUUAAAAACUCAAAAUAAAAAAACUUAUGAAUAA
Molecule: messenger RNA, 588 nt
Organism: Arctia plantaginis
Lineage: Eukaryota; Metazoa; Arthropoda; Insecta; Lepidoptera; Erebidae
Source: the annotation of a GenBank genome assembly